Messenger RNA from Coregonus clupeaformis (lake whitefish), 1597 nucleotides. Its product is annotated as von Hippel-Lindau disease tumor suppressor-like. Bases 24 to 527 code for a protein of 167 amino acids. The transcript has 3 exons. NCBI's taxonomy places the organism in Eukaryota, Metazoa, Chordata, Actinopteri, Salmoniformes, Salmonidae. The record is from RefSeq and is a predicted model, not a curated record.
GCAUUCCGAGUGUUUAUAUCGUCAUGGAUGAGCAAGAAGUAGUCAGUGGCGAAAAUAAAGCUCUCCGGUCUCUAAAUUCUGAUGUCCAAACCCACGUUAAUUUUAUUAACAGGUCGACACGAAGCGCCCGAGCAUGGUGGUUGGAUUUUUCCGGACAUCCAGUUUCAUAUGGCGAUAUACGACCGAGCGGGUUAUUACAUAUGGACACAUUUCUGACGCAUCCGUGGGUUUUCAGAGCCUCUCGAAAUGGGGCGAAACUUGUAGCUGAUCAGCAGGACGUUUAUAUGCCAGCAGCUGCCACCGAAUAUGAAGAGGACGGUAGCCCCAAGUUUCUGAAUGUCGUCCUAACUGCCCCAGUGUACUCUCUCCAGGAGUUGUGUCUGAUGCUAAUCCGUAAACUGGUAGAAGAGGAGGACUACGGCCGACUGGACAUCCCUGAGUCACUGAAGACAGACCUCAGACAACGGCCUGACCUACUGAAGGAGCUGGGGCUCAUCAACCGUCUCAGAAUAGGAGUGUUGAUUUAGGAUCAGUUGUGUCAUUUAGAUCACAGUGAAUCAGAUGACAUGGACAGGGGGACCUGAACCUAAAUCAGCACUCCUACUGUGAGAAGCGUUAUGCAUACAGGCCCUGAAUCAUGGACUUUCUGUUUGACCAAAUGUAUCCUUUAUUUUCCCCUCCUCUGGACUCUUUGGUGUCUCUAGAACAGUGGUAGUCAGAGUCGGGGGAACUGCAGUGGGGUCGCCAAUUAAGAGUACAUAUUAUUGUAUGAGACAAAAAAAAUAACGUUUUUGAGAAAGAUAAAAAAAAAAAAAAAAUGUUUAUUGAAUAAAUGUAUUUAUUUGUUUCUUUUCAUUUUGAUAAGAGAUUAAAAUGCAAUGAAUUUAAGGUUAUUUGUUGAUGUAAACAUUUUAAUGUAUCUAUCGUGUCAUUAGCUUUGGGGUGGGGUCGCAAUAAAUUCUUGAGGAAAAAAUGGGGUCCCCACAGAAACAGUUUGAAUACCACUGGCUUAGAGCAUUUGAAUGUAACUUAUCCCUGCCCUGAACUCGUUGGUGACUCAAGAAUGUGUUCACAAGAUAUGUAAGCUUAGAGCAUUUGAAUGUAACUUAUCCCUGCCCUGAACUCGUUGGUGACUCAAGAAUGUGUUCACAAGAUAUGUAAGCUUAGAGCAUUUGAAUGAAACUUGUCCCUACCCUGAACUCGUUGGUGACUCUAAGUAUGAAGAGUAUGUGAGCACAGUGCUUUAUGUUGUUUCCUAGCCUGGUCCCAGAUCUAUUUGUGCCGUCUUACCAACUCCUGUGGUCAUUGACACUCCUGUGGUCAUUGACACUCCUGUGAUCAUUGAUACUCCUGUGGUCAUUGACACUCCUGUGGUCAUUGACACUCCUGUGGUCAUUGACACUCCUGUGAUCAUUGAUACUCUUAUGAUCAUUGACACUCCUGUGAUCAUUGACACUCCUGUGGUCAUUGACACUCCUGUGAUCAUUGAUACUCCUGUGGUCAUUGACACUCCUGUGGUCAUUGACACUCCUGUGGUCAUUGACACUCCUGUGAUCAUUGAUACUCUUAUGAUCAUUGACACUCCUGUGAUCAUUGA